Messenger RNA from Maniola jurtina (meadow brown), 7778 nucleotides. RefSeq names its product endoribonuclease Dicer (gene dcr-2). Gene Ontology annotation, biological process: pre-miRNA processing; rRNA processing; siRNA processing. The record is from RefSeq and is a predicted model, not a curated record. The coding region runs from base 254 to 5329 and encodes 1691 amino acids. Gene Ontology annotation, molecular function: RNA binding; deoxyribonuclease I activity; ribonuclease III activity. The transcript is spliced from 34 exons. Gene Ontology annotation, cellular component: RISC complex; cytoplasm; nucleus. NCBI's taxonomy places the organism in Eukaryota, Metazoa, Arthropoda, Insecta, Lepidoptera, Nymphalidae.
UCAAGUGUCAAUGUAACUGCAAAAUAUUGUGACAAUUUUAGUACCUAUAUAAAAGGGAUGGAUUAUCCAAUUCCUUUCAGUUCAGUCCUGUUUCGUUGUGUAUGUGUACCUAAUGUGUUGUUAUUGCCGGUUGUAAAGUGAUCAUAAUUAUUAGGAACACCAAAUUACAAUGCUACAGUUACAGUAAACGUGUGUCUUGCUCCUCAAACACUAUAAACUCGCAUUUAAAGGUAGAUACUAAAGUACAUGCAGAAUGGAGCCAUAUGACCCUAAUAAUGAAUUUGUACCAAGACAAUAUCAGACGGAAUUGGAAGAAAUUGCAGUUAGAAAAAAUACAAUCAUUCAUUUACCUACAGGUUCAGGAAAAACCUAUAUUGCGAUACGGCUUAUCAAGAGACUGAGAGAUACAUUGCAGAAGCCAUGGGGGCAAGGAGGAAAGAGAUGCUUUUUUUUAGUCAACACUGUUCCAUUGGUUCUUCAGCAGAAGAAAAUGGUUGAAUUUAUGUGCCCCGUUGACGGAGUGGCCGGUUUCAGUAGUGAAAACAAAGUUGAUUUUUGGGAUAAAAACAAAUGGGACCUGGAGUUGAGCCAGCAUCAGGUGAUUGUGGCGACGUGUCAGAUCCUGUUCGAUAUGCUCACACAUCAAUAUAUAAGGCUGGAAGACAUCAGCCUGAUCAUAUUCGAUGAAUGCCAUCACGCAGUGGAAGACCAUCCGAUGCGUCUCAUAAUGAAACACUUCGAAAACUGUCCAAAACACGAACAACCGAGGAUCUUGGGCUUAACAGCAACCCUUCUCAACGGGAACGUGAAGCUAAACAAAGUGGGGGAGAUAUUGCGCAAUCUGGAGACGACGUUUCAGGCCAGCAUCGCAACCGUCAAUGAUAUGGGAGAGGUUGCUAGCCAUUCAACAAACCCUAUAGAAAUGGUGCAGUACUAUAGAAUGCCACUUGGGAACUCUGCCACACAGGAGGCCAUUACACUAUUAAGGAGCCUGCAAGAAAUCGUCAUUGCCACUGAGUUGCCAGACACAGUGCAAAAUCCUGAUAUUAGGCUGGAGCCAUGGCAACAUAACAUAUCUGAGUCAGAUGGAAAAAAAAUAAAAAAAGCAGUGAAAAACAUGAUAGAGUCAAUGAUAAUGACUAUAAAUGAGAUGGGUGCGUACGGUGGGGCGAUAGGAAUCAUAGCGUACGUGGUCGCCUUCGAGAGACGCAAGCGUUGGGCGCAGAGCGAGCAGGAAGAAUUGCUCUACAAUAUUGCCAUCACUCAGUCCACUGAGGCAAGAGCGGUUCUAAUUCAUUCAAUGGCAAACGAAAGUGGAUAUGAAAAAAUUAUUAAACAUUCCUCUCAAAGGAUAAUACAACUACUGAAUAUUUUAAAAGAAUAUAGUCCAGCUUACUUAUCACAGAAUGGAGUUACAAUGAAAGUGAAUCGCAACAGGAACUGUCUUUCUGGUUUAAUCUUAACGCAGCAAAGGUUUACAACCAAAGUCCUUUAUAAUCUCUUGAAGGAUGUCAAAGAAGUAAACCCUAUCGAGUUUGACUUCUUGAAGCACGAUUUUAUCGUUGGAUUUAACAUUAACCCUUUCACUAAUACUAGAGAACAACAUUAUAUGAAGAAGUUAAGCCAGCAAUCACUUUUGAAAUUUAGAAAUGGAAACCUGAACUGUUUGAUAUCUACAAGUGUAUUGGAAGAAGGUGUGGAUAUCCCACAGUGUUUGCUUGUGGUGCGAUAUGAUCAGCCCCUGGAAUAUAGAUCAUAUAUACAGAGUAAAGGUCGAGCAAGAAGCAAGGUCUCUAGCUUCGUUUUACUUGUGGACGAAUCUAAAAGAAAUAAAUUUGCUGAUCAAUAUUUAGAGUUUCAAAAGAUAGAAGAAUAUGUUCAUAGAUUGCUACACGGAAAUACAGCAGAUAGGGACGCGCCCACCGAAGAGGACAUUCAAGAUAACUUGUACGACGACGAUGACGACGUCCCGCCUUACGUCACUAAACAUGGCGCUACCCUCAUGGCGGCGUCCGCUAUAAGCCUGUUGUCUCGCUACUGCAGCGUUCUGCCUCACGACCAGUUCACUAAGAUCGUGCCGAUGUGGAUACAGGAGAAAGUUGCGACGCUCCCCUCGGUACUGCGGCUCAUUACAAUCAUCAUGCCUCUGCAGUGUCCAGUCAAGGAGCCUAUAAAAGGUGUCCCACUUGAAAAUUUAAAGUCGGCCAAGCGAUCCGCAGCGCUCAACGCGUGCAAAAGGUUACACGAAGUGGGGGAACUGGACGAGUUAACCCUGUUGCCACGACAAUACGGGAAAAUUGAUUUCAAUCUGGAAGAGGUUAAAGCGUGCUUUCUGAACUGGCGGGAAGAAGAAGACCACGGAGACUCUAAUGUACCCAAGCCGGGUGUUAAGAAAAGAGUGCGAAAGCACCUGAAAGUUUACCCAAAGUGUUUGGACGCUCCGUCAGAUGGGCUAUACGAUCAAAUCUAUUACCUGCACAUCAUAAAACUAACCGUGGCAUUCGCUGAGCCCACCGAAUCCCGCGAAAAGGCCCUGUACAGCUUACUUCGAAAACCGGAGGGCUACGGUCUAGUGACGAUGCAGCCACUGCCUAUACUAUGCAGCUUCCCGAUGUUCCUUACCGUUGGCGAAGUGAAAACCUCUCUGGAAGUGAAUUAUGCGUCGAUUCGGCUGAGCGCAGCUCAUUUCGAAUUGAUUAAAAGGUUUCAUUUUUUCGUUUUCGACCAAGUUAUCGAAGUGGCCAAGAAGUUCCUCAUAUUUGACGGAGAGGCCAACAACCUUUACCUGGUGCCUGUCAAAGAGAGCGAAGGCUACGAUAUAGACUGGGCGUUUAUGCAGAACUACGGCGAGAUUCGACCCGUUGUCGAGCCGCCUGUCAGUGAAAGAAUUUCACUUGAAGUAACGAGGGAAACAUACCAGAACAGCGUCGUCACUCCCUGGUAUCGAGGGAGCAUUAUGCCCGACAGGUACAUAGUGUCCGAUGUACUUGAAUACAUGACACCUCAGUCUAGAUUCGACUCCAACUCCUUUGAAACAUUCGAGGACUAUUACUUGAGCAAGCAUAAUCUACAGAUCUUUGGCAGAAAAGACCAGCCGAUGCUCGAGGUCCGUCGCAUCAACUCCCGCAUGAACUGCCUGUUGCCACGCGCGGCUACCAUCAAAGCGCUGACGGACAAGCAGCGCAAGCAGAUCUCCAUCGCACAGGGGGACGACAAACCGCGCUGCUAUAACGAGAUUUUCGUACCCGAGUUUUGUCUCAAGGACGAGUACCCCGGCGUUAUGUGGUACAAGGCUGUUCUGCUGCCGAGCAUUGUGCACAGAAUAACAAUGCUGUUGACGGCCGAAGAACUCCGUGCUCAGAUUGCAAGGGAUACAAUAAGAGGAUACAGACCAUUGCUAAAAGGUCAAGAAUGGCUGCCGAUAGAAAUAGAUUUGCAAGUAGCUACAAAGUCGCUCCUAUCCAAUAUUGAGGAGCCGACAGCUGUGAAUAGUAUUGACAGAAUAAACAAUCCAAUCGACGCGGCACCAAGGACACCCAACAUCAUAUCUGUAAAGGAAAGCGUGUACCAACUUCAAAAGAAGAAGAUUACCAAGGAAUACCCGUGGGAAGAAACCAAUGAACCGAUAGACAUCGAGCGCACGCUUUCCACGGUGACGCUGAUGGACAUCGAGUGUUACGACACGUUUGUCACAGCGCCAUUCAUUGACCCGGCCAAAAGUCCCAGUCGAAAUGUGUUACUGUCACCGCCUAGGAUUGUGACCAGUUCGGCUGCCAUACUGCCCCCACCUUUAAAGUACGACGACAAAAUAGCGAUUCUAUCCAAAACGCCCACGAUCCGCGGCCCCGAGUUGCGCGAUGUCGUGGCGGCGCUCACGACAAUAAACUCUAACGACACGUUCAACCUGGAGCGCGCCGAAACGUUGGGAGACUCGUUCCUGAAGUUCGCGGCCAGCCUCUACCUCUUCCACAAGUUCCCAGCGCUGGACGAGGGGCAGCUGACCAACAUCAAGGGUCGGCUUAUUGGCAACAGGAAUCUGUACUACGCAGGCGAGCGCGUACGGUUAGGCGGGCGGAUGAAAGUGGAACAAUUCAGUCCCAGGCGGGACUUCGUAGUGCCCGGCUUUUCCGCUCCACAAGAAGUUAUCUCCUUCAUCGAGGAACGGCACAUACGGCCAACGUUCUUGAUCGGCAUGCAGUUCCCACUCGACGACGCACUAAGCGGCGUGCUCUCCAGUGAAGGCUUGCAGCAUAUGCAGCAACGGUUCGACGACUGGGAGAACAGAGCUGAAAAAGAGCCGUUUGGCCAAGCUCAGAACUCCAUGCAGUGCUACAUACGGCAUCAAGCUGUAUCGGACAAGUCUGUAGCAGAUUGUGUGGAGGCACUAAUAGGCACUUACUUGCUAGAUGGAGGAAUUCAAUCUGCCGUGAGAUUUUUGGAAUGGAUGAGGAUUUUGCCGCCGCAGGAUAAUUUCGUACAAUAUUUGAAAAAGAAAGUGGACACAGCGAUAACGGAGGGGAAAACCUCGUUGGCAGAAGUGGACUGGCUCCUCAACCACUGCCGCGGUGACAUUGAGACUAUUAUCAACUACAAAUUCAAGGACCCCUCCUUAUUGCUUGAGGCUAUGUCCCACGCCUCGUACAUACGGAACCGCUGCACUCGGUCCUACGAGCGUUUGGAGUUCCUCGGCGACGCCAUCUUGGAUUUCCUCAUUACGUCACACAUUUAUGAGUCCUCGCCCAACAUGAACCCUGGCGACCUGACCGACCUGAGGUCGGCGCUGGUCAACAACGUCACAUUCGCUUCCUACGUCGUCAAGUUGGGAUUGCACAAAUUCCUCUGCACACAAAUGAACGCAGUACUGGAGAACGCGAUAAAAACCUUCGUCGAGCAUCAGGAGGAGCGCGGCCACGAGAUUGUGGAGGACGUGCUAUACCUCAUCGACGAGGAGGACUGCCACAUCGCGCAGUAUAUUGAUGUACCUAAGGUCCUCAGCGACAUUUUCGAGUCCAUAGCGGGGGCGAUAUACCUGGACAGCGGCGGAGAUCUGCAGCGCGUGUGGGCGGUGGUGUACCGCAUCAUGCACAAAGAGAUCCACGCCUUCACCAUGAGCGUCCCCAAGCAGCCCGUCAGAGUGCUCAUGGAAACCAUACACGCUUGCCCGCAGUUUGGGGAAGCAAAAGAAACGACUAAGGGCGUUCCAAAGGUGAUGAUUCCUGUCACGUUUACUAAGGAGGGCAAGCAGCACACGGCAUUUGGCGUAGGCACAAACAAGGCGCAAGCGAAGCGGGCCGCCUCCAAGCUUGCUCUCAAAAUCUUAAGUGCUUAAUAUUGAUCCCACAUCCGCUAAUCUGGGCCGUACGUGGCGAAUUUUGGCGCAAAGCCUUGCACAUGAAGUAGAAGAAAUGGAAAGUUCAUUUCCAAUACCUACUUAUCGCUAUCCCACUUCGACUAACAAAUUAGAGUGAGAAAUCGCACCCGCGGUGGGUCCGAUUCUCGGAUUAGUCUCGCUCUCGCUCGGCAAUCGGAGUGGGAUAGCGAUAAGUGGGUUUUGCUUCAAGUAAGUAAUAAUACGAGUAAGCAAUACAGUUCGCCACCGGUCGACAUGGCUAUCGGGAUGGGGAUACCCCGCACAACCGCACAGCCCCCGCGCUAUUCCAGUGUGAGAAAGCGUGGGCGCUGCGCGCGUGUGAGGGGUUUCCUCCCACACACAUUUGUAGUAAUAAUUAUUAUUGUGAAUACAGGUGUUAUUAGCAUGGAUGCGGCUAUAAACGCGUAUGACGUCAUAAAAACGCCAUUCUACUAAUACGUACAUGCAUUAUAUGCGCAGAAAACUCCUCCACUAUGUCAACUUGUGUUAAGUUUUUCUCGAAAUCGAUUCUAGUAUAAACGUUAUCUGUGUUUAAAAUGGUGAUAGCCUAUUGGCCAAGAACCCUCCUAGUCGGGGGUUCCAGCAUUCGAUCAAAUUGCAUGUUUUAUUUUAUACAUUCAUACUUUAAAGCCCCUUAUCUUUAUUUUUACAAAAUAAAUGAAAUAUUAAUAUCCAAUUAUACAAUAAAUUAUUCUGAAAUCUAUUUUACAUAUUUUUAAUUAACCUAUAUUUUUAAUUAAAUAUUAUCCAGUUUAUCCAAUGAAUUGCAAAUUUUAUUAUUACAUAUAAUUAAUUAUUACAAAUCUUGGAAUUUUAAUAUUGUUUUGACGCAUUCAUUAAAUUGUUACACUCUAUUUGGUGUGAAAUUAUUUAUGUCCUUGAAAUUAUUUUUACUAACAUACCAUUUUCUUACUAUUUACUCAUCUAGAUUUAAGAGAUCCUAGCAAUUUUAAAAUGAUGGCAUGAUUAACUUUUUCCUGUUAACUAUAAAUCCACGCGGACGAAGUCGCGGGCAUUAUCUAGUGUAUUAUAUAAUACGUACAUUUUGAGAUUUCACUCGCGAUUUUAAUUAUAUUUGUCGACUGUCAUGUCAAAAGUACGACAGUUGACACAUUGAGCUAAAAUGGUGAGUGUGAUCUCGAAAUGUACGCACUAUGUAUAAAUAGUUAUAAAAAUAGUGAUUUUCACUGCGCAUUAUGUAAAACUCAAUUUGUACGAGUUUAAUUUUAUGUGUUUUAAUAUUAUGACUGAUAGAUUAAAUUGUAAAAACUUUAUUCCUAUUUCUUUAAAUAAAAUAUAAUUACUUUUAAUUAUAUUUUAUUUGUUUUAUAUUUCAAAAAAAUAGAUUUUUAUUUAUAUCCUAAUUAAGAGUAUUAUCUCUUGAGCGCGCCCUAUACAAACGUUUGAUUUUAUUAAUGACGAUUGUACCUAGAACUUGCCCGUAAAAAUAUAUUUUAUAAGUUUCAAACGGGCUCAAAGAUUAUGGAACGCGUAUAUAGAAGGCGAAAUAAGAAUCAAACCUCGUUUAUAGGCUGUGCUCAAGAGGGACUCCUCUUAAUGUAAAUCCUCUCCUGCCUCUUUUCUUAUAUACUUACAUGGUGAAAUAUAUGCUACUGCGCCAUGUAUCUAAUAUACAUAUACCUUCACGCGAGGCUGGUAAUAUCGAUAGCUCUUACGUAGAUGUGUUUGGUGAAACGUUUCAAAUGAUUUUAAUAAUUUUAAUAGUAAGUAGUUAAGGUACCUAAGUAGUUUAUACAAAUGUGCAUGUUAUAAAAACUACGAGUCGAACACGAACAUAUGACAUUCAUUUUCGUGGCGGCCAUUUUGAAAUUUUCAUUUAUUUAGUACCUAUUUGUUGUUAUAAUGGCAAUAGAAAUACAUAUUCCGUGAAAUUUACAAAUCCAUUUCAAAUUCUCUACCUUUUACAGUUUACAAGAUACAGACCGCUGACAGACAGACGUAUGGACAGCGGAGGUUUAGUAAUAGGGUCCGUUGGCAUCCUUCGGAUACGGAACCCUAAAAAUGGUUGAAAGUGAUACUUUAACCAUCAAAUCAUAUUAUUGUUGAAUGAUUCUAUUUAAGUAUGAUUUUAUUGUUUUUCAGAAAGGCCUCUAAAGCCUCCUCAAGACGUUGAAAUACAUAUUUCAGCGCGCUUGCAUCGUGUAUACGAGGCUUAAUGUAUAUAGGGAAGUUUAAAAAAAAUCAAAUGUUUAAGCUGAAUAAAAUAAAUUCUAGUAGCAUGCGUUUUUAUCAUUUAGUCAAAUAUUCGAAUGUUGUGUAAUUUUUUGACCAGUUAUUUUAAUGAAAUUAAUUGUGGUCAAAUGUAAUUAACGUUAAGUAUAAUAUUAUUAUAUUUUGUAUUAAAUAAAAAAAAAGAAUUAAUAAAGUGUCUAUGUUUUAUAUUAUA